GACAGAGCAUGUCGCCGCCUGCUGGACGCCCGGGAGAUACGGUUUCUUUGUUCGCUGACGCUGCUGCUGCUUCCCAGGCUGAGCCAGCCAUGUCAGCUACCUCGUUCUUCAUCCCCGCCGUUGCCCUGUCAUAAGACCUCGGACCAGAACCGUGGCUGCCGACCGUUGCAGGCCUGCUCCUGCUCCUGCUCCUGCUCCUGCCCCAGUCCCAAUGGCCGUGGCGGACCAGCCUUCGGGCCUGAUGGACAUUGCGAGCUCCCUGACUCAGGAUGAGAUUCCCUUCAAGCUCCGCUGUGCAGUCUGCAACAAGCUUGCGGUCAACGCCUUCCGUCUUCCCUGCUGCGACCAGGCAAUCUGCGAGAACUGCCAGACCUCCCUCCCCGAAACCUGUCCCGUGUGCGCCCACACGCCCAUCUCGCCCGACCUUUGCAAACCUAAUAAGGCGCUGCGAACCACCUUGAAGGCCUUCCUACGCACAGAGGAGAAAAAACGGGAAAAGGAGCGCGCCUCGGCUACCCCUGCGACCCCCAGUAUCGCCACACCUGCCGACGCCGCUGCUCAGCUGCAGCAGGAAGCGCCCGUCACGGGAGAUGCGCCGCUGAAAGACCCUGCUCCGAAUACAGCUGGCGAUCUUGUCUCAGAGGUAGAAGCCAAGCCAGAGGAUGUGGCAGGGGAACAACUGGAGCCUACGGAUUCAGCCGCCGUGCUGACCGACCACGGCGAAGCUGCCGAGCAGCCUCAGAUCGAGGACGCAGAACCAUCCACCGAUGUCGCCGAUGUACAGGAGUCAAACGAGACUGCCGCAGGAGACGGGACGGUAGAUGACAGCGAGUCGCAAGACCCUAGCCAGCAGUCGAUGAUGCAGGCCUCAGGGCCCGGCCAGAUGUUCCCGAACGGUAUGGGCUUCAACAUGAACACUGGCGGAUUCCCGAAUGCGAACAUGGGCUGGCCGGGUAACACCAACUUCCCGAUGGGGUUUAUGCCCGGGAUGUUCAACUUUCAAAACAUGGGAAUGGGGAUGGGCCCGAUGACUCAGGGGAUGUAUGGGGGGUAUGGGAUGAACAUGAAUGGCAUGAACAAUGGCAUGAGCAUGGGGAUGAACAUGGGCUUCGACGCGGGGCAGGGCAUGUACGGAGGCGGAGGGUGGGAUGGCUCGCAGCAGAACACUAUGUGGAAUGGAGGCCAAGAUAAAUUCAAUCCAAAUGCGUUCGCAAAUGGCAUGGGCCCUGCUCCCUAUGGUGGUGGCCAUUCUGGAUUUGGUGGCUAUAACGCCAAUUACUCCCAAGGUCAUCAUCAUUAUCCUCCCACCGGCUACACUGCCAGAGGAGGCAACAACCUGCGUGGUCGUGGCGGCGGAUAUGGCCCUGCGGCCGGUCGAGGCCGUGGUGGUGCAGCAGCAGCAGCAGCAACAGGAGGAGCAGGAGGCUACAACUAUCCCCCCAAUGCUAACUACUCCAACUAUCCGGAUAGUUCUAAUCAGAUGCAGACUCACCCCGACGGCGUAUCGGCGGAUGUCUCAUCGACGACUGAUCAACCCCCUAGUGCCGAUGCUGACCCUAAUAAGAUCCCCAACGACGAACUCGCCCCGGGAGGGGAGGAUGAGCAUCCCAAGGAGGCUACCGCCGCAGACGAGGCAGCAGAUGGUAGACCUGCAGAAAUCAUGCCUUUUACCGACGCAUCUGUUCCGGUAGAAGGAGAGCAGCAGCAAGAGCAGCAGCAAGAAGAGCAGCAAGAAGAACAUCAACAACUGCGUGGUAUCCCCACCAUCGAUAGUCUCGAUCACCAGGACGACCCGCACCACCACGGCUUCCACCCUAUGAUGUCGGGAAUGUCUGGUCCCAUGGGGCCUGGGCCUGGGCCUGGUUUUCCACGCGGGGGCGGCUACAUGCGCGGCGGCCACUUCGGUCGUGGUGGUCCCAACGGUUUCGGAAGAGGAGGAGGCUUCAUGGCAGGGAACAAUGGGCCCAUCGAACCUAGAGGGUUAGGAGUCGAGGGUGCUCCGGCUGCUCCGCGCGCCAUGCGAGAGGGAUUGCCCAAUACUAGUGUCUUGCGGCAGCGCAUGUUCCAGCGAGGUGAAACAUCUGCACCACAAGAUCCAGACGCAAGUCAAUCAAGGACGAUCUCUCGCCAAGCGACACCAGACCGCCAGCGUCGGUCUAACCGCUCGCAAAGCCCCCGCGACAGUGACGAGGGCACCGACCAGCGGCGAGACCGCGACGACCGCGACGACCGCGACGACCGCAGAUCUCGCCGCGGCGAUCACCCGCAGAGCGAGGAGCAUGUCGCGUCCGCAUCGAUCCAGGAAGGAGGUGCGCGCUCCCGUUCCGCGUCGGUGGAUUCCCCGCGCAAACCUUCUGCCUCUACUCGUCGAGAACGGAACCGUCGUGGAGGUCGUCGCUCGCGCCGGUCGCGUCGGCAUCGAACUCGCUCGCGUAGUCGGACGCCCAGUCGCAACGGCGAGGUUCGUGAUAGUGUACCUCCUGUGACUGAGGGAUCGCGAAAUAGAAUUGGUCAGGAAAGGGAUCGACGCAGAGACCGUGAUCGUGAACGUGAUCGUGAACGUGAACGUGAACGCGAACGAGACCGUGAUCGAGAGCGUGAACGAGACCGUGAUCGAGACCGCGAACGAGACCGUGAUCGAGACCGUGAUCGCAGAGACCGCGACCGCGAGCGCGAAAGAGAGAGAACGCGCGAACGGGACAGGGAACGAGACCGCGAGCGACCGCGCGACAGGAAACGGUCUCGCCGCGACCGCAGCGAGUCCCCCGGCAGCGAGUACUCGCGCCACCACUCCUCGCGACGAGUCAAACGCCGAGACGAGCAUGACAAUGCCAACACGAAUACCCCCGACGAGCGCACAGGGAACGGCAACAACAACCGCAGUUCCGCUCGAGCAUCUGCACAGCCCGAAAAGGACCCGCACACGCUGGAGCGCGAGGCACGCAACCGCGAACGCAUGCUCAAGGAGCAGCAGAGACGGGAAGCCAUGGGCGGCGCCAGCAGCCGACGACGUGUGAGCUACAAGUAUGAAGAUGAGGAGACCCAGAGUGCGCGGGCGGCUCGUGUGGAACAGGAGAGAGAGGCGGGGAGGUGGCAUUAACUGCAACUGCAAUCUAGAAUCUAAUGCAUCUACUCAUAGUACAAAGGAGACAUCAUAGUACGGCGUAAAGUGUACUAUUGCACGGGAAUUGUAUUGGAAAAUCUACUUGUAUAUUCAUUGCUAGGACAAUAUGCUAAACUACAUGGACUAGGACAGGCACACCUCAAGCAAGCUUGCUCUUGAGAGACUCGAUCUCCUCGGUGAGGGCCUGCAUCUGCUGCGCCUGCGUGGCGAUGGUCUUGGUUUGCUCGGCGAUCAGCGACUUGAUGGACUCGAUCUCCUGCUGGACACUAUCUGCGACGACCGAGUUG
Penicilliopsis zonata CBS 506.65 is the source of this 3411-nucleotide messenger RNA. RefSeq lists its product as hypothetical. Bases 212 to 3100 code for a protein of 962 amino acids. The transcript is spliced from 6 exons. The record is from RefSeq and is a predicted model, not a curated record. NCBI's taxonomy places the organism in Eukaryota, Fungi, Ascomycota, Eurotiomycetes, Eurotiales, Aspergillaceae.